GGAGCGUGCACCACGUGCACUGCACAUGAACACAUUGUACUUUGGUGAAAUCACCCGGGAUCGUUUUGUCUUUUCUCUUAAAAAACUGUUUUUAUCGAGCGAAGCUUCAGAUCAGAAAAGUGAAGAUGAUGUUUAAGUAGCCACUGCCAUGACCAUUCAAUGAGAGGAGAGGACGCCAAGUGAAGUAUCCCCUGCUCGCUGGAAAGGAGGGAAGCGGUGCUCAAGGUAAAGACACCAGAGGGAAGAGCAGAAGAAGAGGAGGAGGAGGAGGAGGAGGAGGAAGAAAGAAAGAAGAGAUAAGAAGAGAGGGAGCGGCAGCGGAGCGAGGGAAGGGUAAGGGGUGAGAAAGCGAGGGAUAAACGGUGGAUGGAGGCAGCUCAGACCGGGGCUACGGAGCGCUCUUCACCGACGAAGAAGAAGAUCAGCAGCAGCAGGGGGGAGAGGAGAUGGAGGCGAAAGGCAGAAACAUGCCGCCAGAUCUUAGCUUCCUCCCACGCCCAGCGAUGGUGUGGUGUGAGCGGGGGAUCCAGGUGCUGCUGACCACCAUGGGGGCGUUCGCCGCCUUUGCCUUGAUGACGGUGGCCAUCGGUACGGACUACUGGCUGUACGCCCGCGCCUUCAUCUGCAACAGCACGGCCAACUCGUCCCAGGAGGACUCCAACAACAAGGACAAGAAGGACCCCGGGGCCCUCACCCACUCAGGCCUCUGGAGGAUCUGCUGCCUGGAAGGCUUGAAGCGAGGCGUAUGUUCCCAGAUCAAUCAUUUCCCAGAGGACGCAGACUACGACCAGGAUUCUGCAGAGUAUUUGCUGCGUGUGGUGCGAGCCUCCAGCAUCUUCCCCAUCCUCAGCGCCAUACUGCUCCUGCUGGGCGGAGUGUGUGUUGCUUCCAGCAGCUUCUACAAGAGCAAGCGGAACAUCAUACUGGGCGGAGGGAUCCUCUUCGUGGCUGCAGGCCUCAGCAACAUAAUCGGAGUGAUCGUGUACAUCUCGGCGGCGCUGAGCGACAUUUCCCCGAAGAAGGACGAGGAUAAGAAGUGGCACUACUCGUACGGCUGGUCCUUCUACUUCGGCGGCCUGUCCUUCAUCCUGGCCGAGAUGGUGGGUGUCCUCGCCGUCAACAUCUACAUCGAGAAGAACAAGGAGCUGCGCUGCCGCUCUCGCACCGACCUCUUCAAGAGCACCACGCACGCCAUGCUGCGGCUGCCCAGCUACCGCUUCCGGCGGCGCUCUCGCUCCAGCUCGCGCUCCACCGACCCGCCCCACUCGCAGGAGACCUCGCCCAUCGGUGCUUCCAAAACCUUCAGCCUGCCGCCCUCCGCCCCGCCCUUCUCUGUGGCCACUCUGCCCAACCCACACCACGCCGGCAGCGGCGGAAGUGGAGGCGGGGGCGACAUCUCCAUGUACACCCUCACAAGGGACUCCAAGCUGGGCAGCCUGGGAGGCGGCGCCCCACCUCUCUACGGCACUGUGGACCGGGCCACGCUCUACCAGCUCCACAACUACUUUCCAAAAGAUUCCGGCGGCAGCGGCGGAGGUGGAGGAGCGGUGAUAAGCGGCGGCACGCUCCCAUCUCACUCCAAAUCCAACUUGGCGGCAGCGGCGGCCGUCGCCCAGAACGCGGCGCCGCUGAACACGUCCACCUCGGCCCCCACACCGGCCCAGCCCGCCCAGAUCUCUACCGCCACCAUGGAGAGGGACAGGGGCAACGUGGGAACCCUGGACCGGCUGACCGCCAAGAGAGACAGGGACAGCAACUCGGACACACUGAACAGGAAGACAACGCCGGUCUGAAGCUCAGAGGAGCGAGAGAGAGAGAGAGGGAGAGAGAGAGGGAGGGUCACAAGAAGAAAUGAAUCCACACGGACGUUAGAGAGUUCCUGAGCUGAAAGAGAGGAAGAGGUCGAACAUGUGCAGGCGACACGUAACGUUUCUGUCCUCGAGCCGGAGGUGGAGCUGCCAGAAUUAUCCCCCAUGAUCAUAAACAGUCAUAAAACACUUUACUAGUUUAGUUCAUGACGUCUGCCUUAAAUUGGUCAUGACCUUUAUUUUUAAAGUUUGCUAGUUAAAUGUGCAGCGGUGAUGCGAUUGGAGGCUUCAGGGAUUUAUUUCUUUGUCUUUUUUAAUAUUUAAUUUCACACGUUAACCAGAAUUAACUGGGAGGUGCCCAGUGGGACCAGUCUCCCUGUGCAGCAGCAGUAAGGGGUUAAGUGCCUUGCUGAAGGGGCAGGGCAGUCAGUCAGUUUCUACAUCACACAUCUACAUUCAGCUUGAAACCAGUUAAACCACUACAGCCCCAUGACUCUUCAACACGAGUCCAGAUGGUUUAAGCCUCUUUUCUCUGUUACAGAAGAUCAUUUAAAACCAUCUUUAGUUUUUAUCUUCAGGCAGUGGAGAUGUUCAGCUGCCUAAAAUGUAUUUAAUAUUUGAUUUCAGGGUGUUUUUCAUGACUGUUUAUGUUGAUGUUUAAAUACCGAAGGCUCCGAGGCAGCGUGCACAUGUUGAGUGUUCCUGCAAAGGGCUGCAACCACAGGAAACAGGGGGCAGUUCAGUUUACACUCAGGGGGUCAGAGGUUAGAUUUAAAAAGUUAAAGUUAUGAAACAUCAACCGUUUAUCAAGCCAAGCACAUCACACAAAAUAAAGCACAUUAAAUAUAAAUUAUAGUAAAGAGGAAUUUGAGAUUGAUUCAUUUUUGAGAUGUGGGAUAUUUCAAAGGAGGAGAAAACAAAUCUGCAGCAGAUGAAAAAACGUUUUGGACUGAAGCUUCUUGUUCUAUAGAUCUGAUCAUUGGACAAUAAUAUGUGGAACUCUUGUGAAUCAGCUGCGUUUGAAAAGGGAUUUAACCCGACAACCCGUCGGAGGAGGAGGAGGAGGAGGGGGAGGAGGAGGGAACGAGAGAAGAGCACAACCCCCUCCGCUCGUCUGUUCAAACUACAAACUGUUUCACACACUAGAAUAAUAAAUGUAUUAUUGAGUAUAAUAUCGAUUCCACUGACUUCACCAGAAGCACAUAAUGUCUGUAAAUGGUAAUCUUUGGCUUGUCUUUUCAUCCUGAGUGAUGAUUCUCAUCUCUAGGUUACACGGGAGUGAACCUCCUCGAGUAUUAAUAUCAUGUUGCUGGUGUUUCUAUGAUCGUUAUGGUUAUUGCAGGGUAUUUAUACAUUUUGAAAUCUUUGUUUUUUUUUUUUCCUUUUUGUAGGUUUCUCCGUGUUCUUUCCCGGGACGUUGAGUUGGUUUCAGUGGCGUCACGUGGGGAAGCAUGUGCACAACACUGAGAGGGGGAUUCUGUGUAAAUUCAUCCUCCUCAUCCUCAGUUGCAUGCUUUUAUUUUUCAGCAACGGCCCUGACAGCCUCCACACACACACACACACACAGACACACACACACACACACACACUGAAACCAGUCACUCUCUGGUUACUUAGCGACUUUCUAACAGUCGGGAUGUUUCGAGCUGAACAUGAUGGAGGUUGAUUUUAUUUAAUUUCCAGGUAUUAAACCGUACAAAUAUAUUUCACUGUGUACAUUUUUCAUAUUUUUAUUCCCUCUUUGUUCACUAAUCUUCUUCGGUUGUUAAUUCUUCUCUGAAUUUACGUAUAUCGUUGCUUUUUAAUUUGAAUUUUUCAACUCGUUAAUAUGUCAACAUGUUAAUAUGUCACUAUAUAAUAUUCCACGACCAUUUUCUCUUUUUUACUUUCUAAACAUUACCAACGUAGCCUAAUGAUCUGUGUUUUUUAAUGUUCUGACUAGUGUAUAAAUGUACGCGAUAGAAUUUAUAAUAAUCUAUUUAUUUUCGUGGUGGUAUGUAUAGAUAUUCUUAAUGUUAUAUUGUUUCCGGGCGCCGACACCUUUGGGCUCUUCGAGGCUUUAAGACGCCUGUGGAGCGACGUCAGUGGCCCAGGAGCUGAGGAAGUGAGCUCAGUGUGAACUGUGUCCAACCACAAGUACCACGAGAGACAUUCCAACACAGACACGUGUCCCAAACUUGUCUUUUUACUUUUUGCAAAGUGUUUUGUUAGAACAAUGGUUAAAUGUAAAACGUUCUGGUCGUCAGGUUCAGUUCCUGUUCUGACGUUAAAACCAUUUUGAAACCAGUCACCAGCUCCUUUUCCCAAAACUUUGGCUACUGACACAAACUGGGCGUUUUCUCCAAAUGGAAAACUGGUUUAUUUCCUCUGAGCAGACAGACAAGGACAAAAUGGGACGCGAUGCAAUAAUCCUCACUGGAAAAGACACACAAUAUAAGGUACAUAUACAUACAUAUAUAAAUAUAUAUAUAUAUACUCAAUAAAGUUCUAUAUGAAAAUUGA
Molecule: messenger RNA, 4310 nt
Organism: Hippoglossus stenolepis (Pacific halibut)
Lineage: Eukaryota; Metazoa; Chordata; Actinopteri; Pleuronectiformes; Pleuronectidae
Product: voltage-dependent calcium channel gamma-4 subunit
Exons: 6
Coding region: 447-1793 (448 amino acids)
Biological process (GO): postsynaptic neurotransmitter receptor diffusion trapping; neurotransmitter receptor internalization; positive regulation of synaptic transmission, glutamatergic
Cellular component (GO): AMPA glutamate receptor complex; postsynaptic density membrane
Molecular function (GO): voltage-gated calcium channel activity; channel regulator activity
Source: RefSeq, a predicted model, not a curated record